Molecule: messenger RNA, 1734 nt
Organism: Penicillium cosmopolitanum
Lineage: Eukaryota; Fungi; Ascomycota; Eurotiomycetes; Eurotiales; Aspergillaceae
Exons: 2
Coding region: 1-1734 (577 amino acids)
Biological process (GO): coenzyme A biosynthetic process
Cellular component (GO): phosphopantothenoylcysteine decarboxylase complex
Molecular function (GO): phosphopantothenoylcysteine decarboxylase activity; FMN binding
Source: RefSeq, a predicted model, not a curated record
AUGGAGGUGGAGAGCGACAGCGAUGGAACAGUGAUAGGGAACAAAGAAGGAUAUCGAGUAUGUCGCGAAGCAACGCCACCGCGUCAACGACGUCGUCGACUCCUCCUUUCAACCGACAGCGCCUUCGCCGAUGCAGUCCUCCCGUCCCUUAUUCAGAAUUCCCACAUUGAAUUGCGCUUAAUCACCGACGAACCCUCGGCGCUGUUGACCGGAACCAACAAAAUCCCUCAUUACAUGGACUCGGUGGAUGGCCAAACCUUUGAUAAGAAGACCGGGGCGCGGAAAUGGCUCAAGGCGAAAACGGCUGAACUCUGCGAAUGGGCAGACAUGCUACUAGUUGCUCCCAUUGACGCUGGCGCUCUGGGAUCGAUGCUAGCGGGGUUGACCAACACUUUGACCUUGGCACUUCUGCGGGGGUGGGUGUCUUCAAAACCUGUCAUUCUCAUACCAGGCAUGACGUUAUCAGAAUGGGAUCACCCGUUAAGUACUCGCCAGUUGGAGGAGAUUAAGCGAUUCUGGUCGUGGAUCCGCAUCGUGCAGCCUGUAUUGUGGAAGUCCAACGGACCCGAAGAUUUGACACUACUUCCAUGGCAUGGAUUGAAUGACCUGCACGAUAUGCUUGAAACAUGCUUAAGCCUGCCUCCAUGGGGCGCUUCCCUCAGUGGAGGGAAUUCACUCACAGGAAGUGGAACAGAGACGUCAUCGUCAUCAGCAGCGACAUCAAACAAAACGUCCGAUAAUAAGACUGCCUCUGCCCUCCGACACCUUCAAACCCAUUGGCCGAAUCCAGAGGCAAAGGUGCAAUCUUUACCCCUCGAGAUUUGGCUCAUCAUUUUUGAAGACCAAUUACGCGAUUGGGAAACCGCCAAGGCAGUUGGCAUCCCAACAAAUAUUCCUGUCCCUCAGGAAUGGCAAAGUCAUUUGUUAAAAAUGUCAACACCCGCUUCCCUCGAGUACACUAUCCUUCGCGGCUCGUUCGCGGCCAUUACGAAGCGUAUAGACGCUUUGCCGCGCAUCUCGAUCUUCUCUGGACAACGUCCCGUCUCAACCAACAUCCCCUACCGAGCAUCCGCGAUUUACGGCAACCCGACUGUGUUGACGUGGUGGCGUGACGCUCCCGCUCUACCAAAUAAGGAGUACAUGGCCGAUGCGAUGGACGGAGCUUCACGGGCAGGAUUUACUCACGUUUUGGACUGGUGGCUGGAUUCUGGACUUCCUUUGCGAUAUAGCGAACGGGCUCUCGAAUCUGCCAGCGCCGAGGGUCAAGUUGCGGUUCUUGAUUGGUGGAAAACAGCCUCAGCCCAAUCUUCCCCAUAUAACCCUGUCCCUCUGAAAGUUGGCAAAUCCGUCCUACUAGCAGCACAGUCCGGACGAACCGAAUCCUUAGCUUGGUGGGACGCCUCUGGGAUCCCGUACAGCCACGCUGAGAAUGUUGCCCGCAUUGCUAGCACCCACGGCCAUGUCCAUGUUCUUGAUUUCUGGUACCGGUUAAAGGGACCCAAAAUGAUAUUCGACAACCAGGUUCUUGUCGGACCAACAAAGAACGGCCAUGAUCACGUUCUACAAUGGUGGAAGGACUGCGGGUUGCGGGUCGAGUUCAAGACUUGUGAUAUCGAGGAGGCUCUCGAGGAUGCCGUAUCUGGCACGGAUGAGCGCGUUCGCCGCUGGUGGGAACGGAAUGGCCUCAACUUAGGCCUCGGAACGCGAGAAUGGAUGAAGCCGAAGGUGCUUUGA